GCGGCCGCCACUCGCUCGCGGGAGCUGCACUUGGGACGGAGUUGGAGGGGAGGUGGCGGGAGGGCUGGCCAGCGAACUAGCGACGAUGCGCUGCUGCUGCUAAGCCGGAGCUAGCCGCGCCGGCCGGGCCGCUUGCGCCAUGGUGCCGGGGUUGUCGCCCGCGGGCUGCCGCCUAUGGGCCAGCUGCGCCUGAUCGGCUGCUGCCUCCCCGAUGCCCCCGGCGCCCCUGCCUCGCCGCCGCUGCUCCCGCCGGGGCGAAGGAGGCUCCUGCUGUUGCUGCUCUUCACCAUGCUCGCUUUGUGGCUCUGCAUGGUCUACUCGUGCGCCGCCGGAUCGUGCGCUUCCGCCGCGCCGGGGCUGCUCAUGCUGGGCUCCUCGCCCCCAGCCCGGCGGGCGCAUAGCCCUCCUCUCUCCAAGCUGCUGCUUCUACGGACGCCCGGCUCAAAGGGGGGCCAGCUGAGCCCGGAUCAGGAGAACGACGAGGAUGAAGACGAGGAUGACGGCGGAGGCGGCAACAACAACGGAGUAGCCCCGGAUUCCCCCAGCCCCAUCUCCAGUUUCUUCAACGGCUCAGGCACCAAGCGGCUGCCCCAGGCGGUGAUCAUCGGCGUGAAAAAGGGCGGCACCCGGGCGUUGCUGGAGUUUUUGCGGGUCCAUCCGGACGUGCGGGCAGUGGGCGCCGAACCCCACUUCUUUGAUCGCAACUACGAGCGAGGGCUCACCUGGUACAGAGAGUUGAUGCCAAGGACGCUUGAUGGGCAGAUCACCAUGGAGAAAACUCCCAGCUACUUUGUGACCAAGGAAGCACCGGCUCGUAUCUCUGCCAUGUCAAAGGGCACCAAGCUCAUUGUGGUGGUGAGAGACCCAGUUACCAGAGCCAUUUCUGACUACACACAGACUCUGUCCAAGAAACCCGACAUCCCCACCUUUGAGAGCCUGACCUUCAAAAACAGGACUACGGGCCUUAUCGAUACCUCCUGGAGUGCCAUCCAGAUCGGCAUUUAUGCCAAGCAUCUGGAAAACUGGCUCCUGUAUUUCCCCAUUGGGCAAAUCCUCUUUGUCAGUGGGGAGCGGCUAAUCAGUGAUCCAGCGGGGGAGUUAGGCCGAGUCCAGGACUUCCUUGGCCUCAAGAGGAUCAUUACAGAUAAACACUUCUACUUCAACAAAACCAAGGGUUUUCCAUGCCUGAAAAAGGCAGAAGGCAGUAGCAAACCCCACUGCCUGGGCAAAACAAAAGGACGGACCCACCCCAAUAUAGACCAGAAGGUGGUGCAGAGGCUACGAGAGUUCUAUAGGCCUUUCAACAUGAAGUUCUACCAGAUGACUGGCCAUGACUUUGGCUGGGAUUGAUGGUUAAUGCAGACGUGCUCUCUAGCAUUAAUCCUGUCAUUCAGCUUGCUCUCCCUAUAUAUGUAGAUAGGUCUAUAUGUAAAAUGUACAGAAAUCUAUUUUAUAAUAAUUUAUUUUUAAUUCUUAAGCAAUUAAUUCACUAAGCUGCCUAACCACACUGUAGCUCAUAGCUGUAUUUAACAUUCCACAGUGCUGAAUCGUAUUAUGCUCUUGUUCUUCUGUUGCCUGGUUCAGUUUGUGAUGAUAGAAAGUGCUUCCAGCUACUUUCAUAGGAGAAAGGUAAUGUGUCUUUUUUUUUUUUAAAGGCAGGUGGGUAAGGGUAAGAAAAGCACAAUUUCCCCCCAAUACGGGUACUAGGCAUUUUGAAACCUUUUGUGUGUGUGCAAGGCACUUCAGGUAGCAUCUCCUGUCUUCCCUCUUUCCAGGCCAGUUCACAUGCCACUCUGUGUGUGUUUGGCUGUGAAAUAACAUCAGCUUUGCAACUGAUGUCAUGGAACUUGAGCGUUGAGCCUAGCUCAAGCAGCUGCCUUUUCAGGUGGGUGUGGCACACGUGUGCUGAAGGAUACACUCUCCAGCCAUAUAGCUGCUACCUGUCUCCCAGAUAAGUUUUGCCUCGGUGUAUAGAGCCCUCCAUGGUUUGUUUGUGUUUUUUUUUGUAGAGGCUUUGCUAUAAGGUGAGAACUAAUGCCUGAGCACCUAUCAUUUUUCCACCCGCUUCCAUGCAAUUAAAAUUAUCCUUUUCUUUAAACAGAUUUCCUGGGCUGAAAACUAUGCAUAAUUUGUCCAGCUUUAACUUGUUCCUACUGAGAAUGUGAAAUGCUUACUUGGAGCAUUUCACAUGACUCACUCACUUUUUUUUUUUUUAGCUUGACUUUCAGAUCCAUUUCAUGGAGUUAGGGCCAUGCAGUCUGAACUGGCAUGUGCUGAGCCACUUGUCUGCAGACAAACCAUGAGUCCUAGUCACUCUCAAUCCUGUGGUGAGCUGAGGGUUAAAUGAUACAGGCAGCUCAUUGCUACAUCCACUCUUCAUAGGGUCUGUCUUUCAAGUGACUUUGAACAUAAGCAGAAAGCAGAGUACAGUGAAUUGGCCAUUAGUGCUGAGCUGAAAGUGUCAGACUUCAAGUGAAAGUAGCAGCUUAGAUUACGUGUAUGUGUGCAUGCUUCAUGCAUUGCAAGCCACUCUGCGAGGCACUAGAGACAAAUGUGCAGGGCAUAUAGUCUGUCUUAACCUCACCAAAGAAUUCCAUAAACCUUCCAGGAGACUAGCAAACAACCCACCUUCCAAUAGAACUGCCAUGGAGUGAACUGAAUGCAGCUUCCCCUCAGAGGUUGGCACACCUAACUGGAUCACCAAGGUGUGGCUAGUAGUCUCACUUUUCCCACUGUAGCCCCUUCCCUGAGACACGCUGAGAGGGUUGGAUGUAUCUAACAUUGGGGUGGGUGAUCUAGAACAGAAUUAUAUCUUUUUUAAAAGCAGAGUUGCAAGAAAUUAAUGAAAGGGAUUGUCCCAUACUUGAGACACACUGGGCACAAUUGUCAGGUUUAUUCUCCUGUUAUGUAUUGAGUGAUUCAACAGAAAUGAAGGUAGGACUCUUCAGGGGUCUGUAUACAAAAUGCAUGCAUGUGUACACAAACAAAAAUCAUAUCUCUCAGACCUGGAUGCCUAUCAACAUUCAGUCUCUGCUUAGGUCAUCUUUGGACUUACGGCAUGACCUGCUGAUAAAACAGCACUCUAGGACAAAAGAAACAUGAACCCUUGAUCUUCCCACUGAACUGAGAUGCAACAUGUAGAAUUCAGUCUCUCUUCUUCCUAGACACAUGAAGUUUUGGAACUCUUGACUCUCUGACCUGCUUAUAUGACUGUGUUGCUUUCUGGUAUUGUUGAGCCAUGUGACUUCACUUGGUCCAGGAGUCUGUGAUGCUCUUCUGCUUAUAGUUCUCCUGUGUUUCAUUUUAAAGCUUCUUUUCUUAACUGGACAGCAGAACUGAGUCUUUGGACUUGCAUGUUUCUUCUUGGAAACUGUUCAUAUCCUGAUGCCUUUCUCAAUUGCACAAAUGACAUUUUGCAAAACAGAUAUUCUAGCCAGAGACCCUGUUUUGAGUGGUUUUAUAAGACAAGAAUGUUGAGUGAUAAAAAUGCCAUUUAAUUCCCUGUUAAAUACUUUAAACUGAUAAUCCUAGCUGAGCAGCCCAUACAAUGAAAAUCUUAGGAAGCCAAUUAAUUUAAAAGGCCUUGCCUAAAACAUUUAUUGUUGCCCCAAUGGACCCCAUACCAUAUGGCAUUGCAACUUAUCAACAACCUGAAUGGCUUUGAGAAGGGUUUGGAUAACUUCAUGGAAGAGAGGUCUAUCAAUGGCUACUAGUCGGAGGGCUAUAGGCCACCUCCAGCCUCAAAGGCAGGAUGCCUCUGAGUACCAGUUGCAGGAGAGUAACAGCAGGAAAGAGGGCACGCCCUCAACUCCUGUCUGUGGCUUCCUGCAGCAUCUGGUGGGCCACUGUGUGAAACAGGAUGCUGGACUAGAUGGGCCUUGGGCCUGAUCUAGCAGGGCUGUUCUUAUGUUCUUAUGAACUGCUGGCACUACCCUCAACACAAUGUUGUCACACUUUUUGUUUGAUUCACAGGGAUACACAGUCAAACACAGAUGUGUGGUUAGACAUUUUUUUCACACUUUCACAUUAAUUUAUGGCUGAGUUCCAUUCAGCAAUGCAGUACAUUCAGAUAUUAGCAAUAUUUUUUGUGUGUGUUUGCUGUAACAUGGUACAUUUUAGAAUAGUAUACUUGUAAAGGAAAACAAAUGGCAAGCAAAAACUGUAAAUGGAGUAUUUUGUGGUAUGUACAACACAGAUUAAUUUUACACAGAGGUUUCUAGGAAAAAGAAAUUCUGAUAAUUCAUACUAUUUCUUUGUAUGAAGAAAUAAAAUAUAUUUUACCAAA
This is a messenger RNA of Hemicordylus capensis (graceful crag lizard), 4285 nucleotides long. Its product is annotated as heparan sulfate glucosamine 3-O-sulfotransferase 3B1-like. Bases 175 to 1350 code for a protein of 391 amino acids. NCBI's taxonomy places the organism in Eukaryota, Metazoa, Chordata, Lepidosauria, Squamata, Cordylidae. The record is from RefSeq and is a predicted model, not a curated record. Gene Ontology annotation, molecular function: [heparan sulfate]-glucosamine 3-sulfotransferase activity. The transcript is spliced from 2 exons.